AUGUCCAUGACAUCCACCGACUGCGCCGUCAUCCGCGAUGGCUUCCCCCGCCCCAACCCAAACACACCCACCAACGUUCUCGAGCAACUCUCCCUCAAAGGAAAAACGAUUGUGAUUACUGGCGCGGCUGAUGGAAUUGGGUAUGCGGUCGCCGAGGCCAUGGCUGAGGCUGGAGGGGAUGUUGCGCUGUGGUAUAAUUCGAAUGGCGCUGCGAUUGCGAAGGCAGAGUAUUUGGGUAAGACGCAUGGGGUUAAGGCGAUUGCUUAUAAGGUUGAUGUUUCGAACUACGAUAACGUGCAACAAACGAUGAACGCUGUGGUCAACGAUUUCGGAAAGAUUGACACAUUCAUCGCGAACGCUGGCAUGGCCAUUUCCAAGCCUCUUCUUGAACAGACGCUCGACGAGUAUCGGAAGCAGAUGUCUGUCAACGUCGACGGUGUCCUUUACUGCGCCAAAGCCGCCGGCGCCAUCUUCUCCGCCCAACGCACCGGCAACCUAAUAAUAACCUCCUCCAUGUCCGCCCACAUCGUCAACGUCCCCGUCGACCAACCCGUCUACAACGCAACCAAGGCCUUCGUAACACACCUGGGCAAAUCGCUCGCCCGCGAAUGGCGCGACUUUGCGCGCGUGAACAUCGUUUCUCCGGGCUUCUUUGAUACUAAGAUGGGGGCUAGUCCGCAGACGGUGCAGGAGGCGUAUCGGAUGGCGGCACUGGGGAGGCAGGGCGAUACGAAGGAGAUUAAGGGGCUUUAUUUGUAUUUGGCGAGUGGAGCCAGUUCGUAUAUGACGGGGAGUGAUGUGGUUAUUGACGGGGGGUAUACAUUGCCGUAG
Molecule: messenger RNA, 831 nt
Organism: Aspergillus chevalieri
Lineage: Eukaryota; Fungi; Ascomycota; Eurotiomycetes; Eurotiales; Aspergillaceae
Exons: 4
Coding region: 1-831 (276 amino acids)
Cellular component (GO): intracellular anatomical structure
Molecular function (GO): oxidoreductase activity, acting on NAD(P)H, oxygen as acceptor
Source: RefSeq, a predicted model, not a curated record